AUGUACCAAGGAUGGAACCAACAAAGAUGGGAGGAGCCUCAAGGAAUUAAUGCUUGUCUUACCAUGCAUAAGCUGAAGACGGGUGCUACAUUCGCCAAAGGUAGAAUGGACAAGAAUGCCGGAAAUGAGAGAAGGAAAGGGAAAGGUGUCCCCUCGCGCGGCGGUCCACUGAGUCUUUUGCCUCUGAAAAUAUGGGUUAUGAUUGCCGCGAGGGUUGGAUCGACCUCGAUCCGGGAGCUGUUUAACAUGCAGGCUACGUGCAAUGUUUUUUGGGAUGCAACCCGUUCAACUGCGGUGUACAAGGUGGCUUCUAUGGUGGAACUACCCAUCGGUGACUACUACGAUGAGCAGCCUGAGCGGGGGUUCCUCUACAGAUGUGAGGACGCAGGAAAUCCGGCCGCUAUAUUCCGCAUAGGGAUGACGGAAUUCUUCUGGAUUGGUCGCCAAGUCGGAGGGAUGAACACCCUGGUUUAG
This is a messenger RNA of Arachis duranensis, 474 nucleotides long. RefSeq lists its product as uncharacterized. The transcript has a single exon. Lineage: Eukaryota; Viridiplantae; Streptophyta; Magnoliopsida; Fabales; Fabaceae. Bases 1 to 474 code for a protein of 157 amino acids. The record is from RefSeq and is a predicted model, not a curated record.